Messenger RNA from Morone saxatilis (striped sea-bass), 2157 nucleotides. Its product is annotated as filamin-C-like. NCBI's taxonomy places the organism in Eukaryota, Metazoa, Chordata, Actinopteri, Moronidae. The record is from RefSeq and is a predicted model, not a curated record. Gene Ontology annotation, biological process: actin cytoskeleton organization. Gene Ontology annotation, molecular function: actin filament binding.
GACCUCGUCUGUCCGGAGGCCACAGUCUGCAUGAGACAUCGUCUGUCCUUGUGGAAACUGUCAGCAAGUCCUCAGCGAUGGGAGGGGCCUUCGCCUCUUUACCCAAAUUCUCCUCAGACGCCAGUAAAGUCAUCUCCAGAGGCGCCGGCCUAUCGAAGGCCUUCGUAGGUCAGAAGAACACGUUCACAGUCGACUGCAGCAAAGCAGGAACCAACAUGUUGAUGGUGGGCGUUCACGGGCCGAAGACUCCCUGCGAGGAGGUGUACGUCAAACACAUGGGCAACAGGAUGUACAAUGUCACGUACACCGUCAAAGAACAAGGCAGCUACAUCCUCAUCGUCAAAUGGGGGGACGAGAAUGUCCCCGGCAGUCCUUUCCAUGUCACCGUCCCUUAAAACUGAACUCUUCAUCUCUCUGUCAGUCACUCCGCUGCAGCUCCUCAAACUCCUCUUCCUCAUGCACUGAAAGCUCAGAGUAUUCACUUCCUGUUAAAGCGGACAGUUUUCACGCUCUGUGCCAAAUCUUUCAUUUAUUUCAUUCUGUUUGUUGUGUCUCUGGAAACUCGCCGCCAGCAACAACAACAGUUUAUUUGUUGACAUUUAUGGAAAUGACACCAUAUCCUCAGUUACAGAUUUCUCUGGUGGCACGUCUGCAUUCAGUUCAGUUUUACAGCCAAACACAAUAUGAACAUAUUGACCAUGAACACAACCUGUGUAUCCUGAUUCUAAACUGCACUGUAGAAUUAACGUCUGUCUGAGCGUCAUCUCACCAACAUUAAUAGCAGUUCAACUUUAAACUCUGUUGAUUUGUGCUUUGAUAGUGGUGACCUUCAAAGGUAGGGAGAAUCACAGUCCGAACGUUAGUUAAUAUCAGAGGAUAUUAACUAUCAAGAAAUUAUCAUGUUAGCGCAAGAUACUACCUACUGCAAACAGGAUAAUAAAUUGUGCACAAAAAUAUCUUGUUUGCAGUAUAUCAAACUUAAAUCUAACCUAAUUAACGGUAUCUUGUAUAUGCAAGUUAGUACCUUCACUCAAGUUAGCAUCUUGUUUACACAAGUUUAAUAUGUUACAUCAGAGCCGAAGAUAAAAAAUAAAUAACCUCCAGGACUUAAUUUGAUCUUUAACUCAUUAAAUAUCAACCUUCCUCAGACUAAAUGAUUCAGAGUUCAGUGAAAGACAAUCUUCCUCUCAGGAUGAUGAAACCAUUCAGCAGAUCUUUUUACUAUCAGGAUUUCUUUGUGUAAAUUCUCCAGUUUUCUGAAAGUUUGAUGAUACAGCUAUUGUUAAAAUCAUCGUUUUAUAUCUGGUCUGGUCAAACCUGUGUUGUAACGGUGUCUUUCCACCAAGCUGCAGUCGAGAUUAUGGAGGACAAACUGUGCUGUGACUUUAUUUCAAGAAAAAAAACCUCUUUGCUUUUGAUUUUAUUUAUUCUUUUUGCCCUCAUUUUAUUUUCUUUGACAGAAAAUGGUCUUAUUGUUGAGAAAGAGCAGGUUGAUCUUCGUUCAUGAAUUAUGCGGAUGUGACGAUUUAAUUCUCUUUUUGUACCACAGGAAGAAAUGCGGUGAAACAAUCGGUUUAUUUUUUGAAUGUUUAAGAAACACAGGUGAUGUUGCAAUGACACAAUAUUACAGAGUGACAUUUUAUAGUGAUUUUGUAUGUAUCAAAAAUGAAUGAAUGAAAUGAAUUUUAACUGUUUGAUAUGUUAACCUUCAAUCUGGCAAGAUUGUGCAGGCAUAAUAAAAGCUUAUUCGCUAACUUGCCACAAAGAACCUCUGAUGGUCAUCUCCUUUCAUUGAUUGAAUGAAUCAGUGAUUCUCACUGCUGGAAGAAAGUGAAUAAGAUGCUGUUAUCCAUUCAAGCAAGCUAACGUUAGCUAACGUUAUCCAGCUAACAGCACAAUCAGACAAUAUGUUCCACAAGCUUUGCAGUAAUGUUAGCUUUGACUUUGAACUUGUGUCGGUCGUUUGUAGAUGUUAGUGUACUCCAUUGCAGUAAAAAGUACAAUAUCACUCUGUAUAAAGUAGCAUAAAAUGGAAAAACAAGUAAAUUACAAGUACUUCAAAUUGUACUUAAAUACAUUUAUUUACUUACUUUACUUAUGUAAAUGUUCUCUUCUCUUUUGGGAAAUUGUUCCCUUUUUUAUAAACUUUGCUCUCAC